CGGCCGGCGCCCGUGGCGUCCCCGGCGCCCCAGACAUGCGGCCCGACUGCCUGUCGGCGGAGAGCGAGCGGCGCUGCCGGCGGCUGCUGGCGGGGACCACGGCGCGGCUCCGCGCGCGGCCCGCGGCGGCCGCGGUGCUGGUGCCGCUGUGCCUGGCGCGCGGGGUCCCCGCGCUGCUCUACACGCUGCGCUCCAGCCGCCUGGCCGGGAGGCACAAGGGGGACGUCAGUUUCCCAGGCGGCAAGCGUGAGCCCGCUGACCGGGACGUGGUGCACACUGCCUUGAGGGAGACCCAGGAGGAGCUGGGCCUGGCUGUGUCGGAGGAGCAGGUGUGGGGCAUCCUACACCCCGUGUAUGACCAGAGUAAGUCCUCUGUGGUGCCAGUCCUUGCCAGCGUGGGCCCGUUGGAUCUGCAGAGCCUCAGGCCUAACUCCGAGGAGGUAGAUGAGGUGUUUGUGCUGCCCGUGGACCACCUGCUGCAGAAACGGAAUCAGGGCUAUACUCACUUCUGCCAGGGCGGCCAAUUCAGUUACACGCUUCCGGUCUUCCUGCAUGGGCCGCACCGAGUCUGGGGUCUCACGGCUGUCAUCACUGAGUUCACCCUGCAGCUGCUGGCUCCUGGCAUCUACCAGCCCUGCCUUGUCAGCCCUAAGCCGCCCAGUGGCUGAGGCCUGGCUCUUUGUGGCCACCGACUUUGCCCUGCUAGGCCCCUCUGAGACUAAAUAAAAUCUUUGACCACUCUGA
This is a messenger RNA of Perognathus longimembris pacificus (Pacific pocket mouse), 744 nucleotides long. RefSeq names its product nudix hydrolase 8 (gene Nudt8). Bases 36 to 668 code for a protein of 210 amino acids. Gene Ontology annotation, molecular function: coenzyme A diphosphatase activity. NCBI's taxonomy places the organism in Eukaryota, Metazoa, Chordata, Mammalia, Rodentia, Heteromyidae. The transcript has 4 exons. The record is from RefSeq and is a predicted model, not a curated record.